AACUAUAAUUUUUGGUAUAGUUAAAUUUUCAUUUGUUUAAGGGUGAAAGUAGUUAUUUUCAGUUUUAGCGUUCAUGUGUUUUCCUUUCAAUUUUAGGUUUUGAUUAUCACAGGGAGUAAUCAAGAAAGCAUGAGGUCGGUUCCGAGUGAAAUGCUAUCAUUGAGGGAAGGUAGUGAAGUCGAAAUCUCUUAUAGAGAAAAUGGGUUUAAAAAUGUUUGGUACAAAGCCAUGAUCGAGUCAAAUUCCAAGUCUAGACUCCGACAACUGUGUGUCCGGUUACUUAAGGAUGACUCUUCGACUCUUCUUACCCACCUCAUCAACAAAGUCACCUUUCGACCGGUUCCUCCAGAAGAUGUGCAAGUUGGCAUCGAUAUCAAGGUAGGCUCCAUCAUCGACGCUGAUUAUAAAGGUGGCUGGUGGACUGGUCUUGUGGUGAAACAGACUGAGGUUGGCAAGUGCUUGGUGUUGUUCGAUUCAUCACUUCAGAUUCUUCAGUUUGAGAGAAAGCAUUUGAGGCCACAUCUUGACUGGUUCGAUGACAACCGAUGGGUAAUACCAGGACCAGAUUUGGAGUUUUUGAGGGAGGAGUCCAUGUUUAGCUCUGGAACAAUGGUGGAAGUUUGUGAUAAGAAAAAUAAGGGAGAGGUCGUGUGGGUUCCUGCGAUAAUUAUUAAAGAGAUCGAGGAGAUGAAAUAUAUUGUCAAGGUUUGUGACGAUCCCUGGAGCUGGCUAGGUAUUAACACAAGACCCAAUAAAAGCGUUGAUCUACCUAGUGUUAGGCCUAGACCGCCUCCUUUUUCGGUCGAAGAGCUUCAGUUGGCGGAAUAUAUUGAGGUUUUUCAUGGUACAUCGUGGCGUCAAGGGAGACUGACUGGAAUGAUGUCUGAGAGUUGGUUCCAUGGGAAAUGGUGUAAAGUGAUUUUAGAGGGUACGAAACAGGGAGGGUGUUUCAAACUCUCGGAUGUUAGACCUUCCAAGACGUGGCAAGGUGGCGUUUGGAAGCCAAGAGAAUCGCCUUUAAAUCAAGGGUUGGUAAAUAAGAUGAGUGACACGUUGAUGAAUGCAGAAGAAUCUGGUCCACCUGUAACCUCACCUCCGGGCAUAACUGCAAGAGAUAAUGGAACUAGCGAGGAUGACGGUAGGAAGAGGAAGAGAAAUCAAAACCUUAGUUCUGUUGAGGAAAGAGAAGCAAAGGAUAUAGCAAUGGUUUUACCCUUUGAGAAGAAGUUACCGAUUUGGAAGAGAGUUGAAUCGAUGGAGGUAUAUAAAAGAUUCCCACAAAGUCCUCAUUUCAUCCCAUUGUUGGAAAGUAGAGAAGAUUGCCGUGAAAUGUCUGCGGUUGGUAUGAUGCUUACCUUUUCCGGUUUACUUGAGGAAGUCAAAACUCUGCAACUCAACAGUCCUAUCAGCUCGCUAAAUAGCCUCAGUGAUUCCUUUGCCGAGUUAGAGAAGCACGGGUUCGAUGUACAAGUGCCUAUGUUGCGGAUUAGUAAGCUCUUGUCUCUUAGAGAAGAACAAGCAAAGAAAAUGAAGGAACUCAAAGAUGCCGAGAAAGUGACUGCAGAGAAAGAAAGCAUAAAGGGUGAGAACGAAGGCAAGAUUCUUGAUCUGCAAAGGCUGAACAAGGAGGUGGACAAAGAGAUAGCUCAGAGUAAGUUAUGUGAAGCAACGGUUGCCCAACAACUUGAAGAUGUGGAGCUUCAGUUUCACACAACUGCGUCGGCUCCAUGGUGAAAUGUCUAAUC
Raphanus sativus (radish) is the source of this 1745-nucleotide messenger RNA. RefSeq names its product DUF724 domain-containing protein 10-like. The transcript has 5 exons. The record is from RefSeq and is a predicted model, not a curated record. Bases 130 to 1734 code for a protein of 534 amino acids. NCBI's taxonomy places the organism in Eukaryota, Viridiplantae, Streptophyta, Magnoliopsida, Brassicales, Brassicaceae.